AUGGCCUCACUACGACUGGAUCAGAUUGAAGAAGCCAAUUCCCUUGAGCAAAUCAUGGGAAUGAACCAAAUAUCCGCGAAGCUCGGUACUGCUAGUGGGCAGCCACCUACCGAAUCCGUGAACCAUAUUUCACUCUGCAGAGAUGACGAGCUUCACCAACCUGAGAUCGGGGGUCAAGAACAAUACGCAAACCCCGAAAUAGGAAACUUUCCAGCGAUUGCAAUCUGUGGCAUGGCCCUCCGACUACCGGGUGGUGUAAGUUCACCUGACGAGUUUUGGAAAUUCUUGAUUGAGAAGCGAAAUGGACUGUGUGAGGUUCCAGAAAAUCGGUACAAUAUAGAGUCAUUCUACAAUGAAUCCAAGCCUCAUUCUGUCAGAACGCGACGAGGUUAUUUCCUCCAAGAAGACCCUGCAUGCUUUGAUACAGACUUCUUUUCCAUCACGCCAGCAGAGGCCGCGCGAAUGGACCCCCAGCAGCGACAGCUACUUGAAAUUGUGUGGGAAUGUCUCGAGAGUGCUGGAGAAACGAAAUGGCGAGGCAAGGAGGUUGGCUGCUUUGUUGGAGUAUAUGGAGAAGACUGGCUGGACUUGGCCAGCAAGGAUCCCCAAAACGUGGAUCGUUAUCAUGUCCUCGGAACUGGCCAAUUUGCACUGUCCAAUCGAGUUUCAUACGAAUAUGACUUCCAGGGUCCGAGCAUGACCCUGCAGACCGGAUGUUCGUCAUCCCUGGUUGGCCUCCACGAAGCCUGUCAGGCACUGUACUCGGGGGAGUGCUCAUCGGCCAUCGUUGCAGGUACCAAUCUCAUUUUUGCUCCCACCAUGACAACGACAAUGUCUGAGAACAUGGUUUUGUCUCCGAGUGGCAUGUGUAGGACAUUCGAUGCGAAGGCCGACGGCUAUGGCCGAGGGGAAGCAAUUAAUGCAAUUUAUAUCAAACGACUCGACGAUGCAAUCAGAAGUAACGAUCCGAUCCGAGCGGUUAUUCGAGCUACGUCAACAAAUUGCGACGGUAAAACCCCAAGCAUCACUACGCCGGGAUCGUUAUCUCAGGAGCGCCUGGUCAGAAAAGCGUACAAGAAAGCGCGCAUUGAAAACAUCUCACUGACGGCGUUUUUCGAAUGUCAUGGUACGGGAACGACUAUCGGUGACACAGCCGAAACCUCUGUCGUUGCAAAAUUGUUCAAAAACAAUGGAACAGUGAUUGGAUCAGUAAAACCAAAUGUGGGCCAUUCCGAAGGCGCCUCGGGCAUAACCUCAGUCAUCAAAACUGUGCUCGCGUUAGAAACCAAACAAAUACCUCCGAACAUCUUCUUUGACACUCCAAAUCCGAAAAUUCCGUUUGACGAGGCCAAGCUUGAAGUCCCGACAUCAGUUCUGCCAUGGCCAACAGAUCGUUUGCAGAGGGCAAGUGUCAAUUGUUUUGGGAUUGGUGGAGCAAACGCUCAUGUCGUCCUGGACUCCAAAGAGAGCUAUUUUGAAAGCCACAGACGAAAUCAUAGUGCGAAAAUUUCGCAGCCCGAGGGCGCGCGCCUUCUUGUUGUAUCUGCGAAAUGUGCCGAAUCUCUUCAGCAACGAAUUAAAGACAUAUCUCACUAUGCCAACGACAACCCCGAUACCCUUCAUGAUCUAGCUUAUACACUUAGUGUACGACGUGAGCAUUUACUGCAUCGGGCAUUUGCUGUGGCAUCACCCGGCAAGCCAGUUGACCCAGGCUCUUUCCAAAAAGGCCAAAAAACAUCCACGAAGCUCACAUUUGUCUUCACUGGCCAAGGGGCUCAAUGGGCGGGAAUGGGCAAGGAUCUAAUUGAGACUUUUAAGUCUUUCCGCGAAGAUAUUGAAAAGCUGGACAGCUCGUUGCAAGAACUGGAGAAUCCUCCUUCGUGGAGCCUACAGGAGGAGCUCAUGAACCCGAACUGCCGCGUCAAUAAGUCCACUCUAUCUCAGCCUCUGUGCACAGCUCUGCAAAUCGGACUUGUUAACCUGCUUCGAAGCAUGGGGGUUCAACCGGACUCCGUUGUUGGUCAUUCCAGCGGUGAGAUUACUGCAGCAUAUGCAGCCGGGGCGAUAACCGCAAAAUCCGCAAUGGCGGUUGCCUACUACCGUGGAAUCGCAACCGAAUCAAUGGAUGGCAAGGGUGCGAUGUUAGCUGUCGGUGUCGGACGCAGCGAGAUCACCCCUUAUCUCAGUGAUUCUGUCGUUGUUGCCUGCGAAAACAGCCCCCAAAGCGUGACACUGUCCGGGGAUAUUGAUGCCAUUCAUGAAAUCAGUGGACGGAUAAAAGAAGACCUACCGGAGACACUGUGCCGGCUACUCCGUGUCAAGACUGCCUAUCACUCGCACCAUAUGCUCGAUCCAGGGAAGAUAUAUGAAAAUCAGAUCGCCGGCUACAUUGAACUGCAGACGGAAAUGCUACCCUUUUUCUCAUCUGUGACCUCGGAAACCAUAAGCAGCCCGAGUCAACUGGGUGCUUCAUACUGGCGACGAAAUUUGCAGUCCCCGGUUCUCUUCAACGAUGCGAUCAGAUUGAUACUCGAUGGAUCCAAUUCCAGGCACAGCUUUGUUGAGAUUGGACCACACUCUGCCUUAGCUGGUCCACUCCGGCAAAUCUUCAAAUCGUUAUCUUUGAAAACAGAUCCUGUUUACAUUCCAACAAUGAUUCGCCACGCUGAAGACUCAAGGUCUCAAAUUCUUCACACAAUUGGGUGCAAUCACCUAUGCGGCAUGGAUGUUAAAUGGGACGUUGUCAGCGGGGUUGGGGAGACACUUUCCAGUUUGCCUUCGUAUGCAUGGCAGCACCCGACACGCCACUGGCAUGAAAGCCGCCUCGCAACUGCAUGGAGGCAGAGAAAAUCAGCACACCAUGAAAUCCUGGGUGCCAGGAUAGCAGAAUCCUCGGACCUUGAGCCUUCGUGGAGAAAUAUUCUUCAUCUCGAAGAUGUGCCCUGGAUAUGGGAUCAUGUUCUGCAAGGGAACGUGGUUUUUCCGGCAGCAGCGUACGUUGCGAUGGCAGGAGAAGCAGUACGGCAACUGCACGCUGACGUGGAAGAUUACUCCAUCAAGAAUCUCGUGUUGAAAUCCCCACUUCUGUUGAAGGAUGAUCAGGCUACUGAAAUUAUUACCAGUUUCAGGCCUGUGAAAGUUACAGACCUUGUCGACUCGGACUGGUACAAUUUCACCAUAACGGCGCAUGACGGUGUUGGUUGGACGAAGCAGUGCCAAGGACAAGUCCGGCCUCAUUUCGAUUAUGCCCCGUCCCCUAAGGAUAUCAAGAAGCGAAUUCGGUCUGUUGAAACCCAACAGUGGUACCGGGCGCUAGACAAGCGUGGCCUGAACUAUGGACAGUCUUUCCGAGGGCUAGAUUCAAUCGCCGCCGAUCCAGUGAAACUGGAAGCAGAUGCGAUUGUCACAAACAAAAUUGAAAAUUGCUCAAGCAGAUAUGCCCUCCAUCCAACUGUCAUCGAUCAAUGCCUGCAGCUCAUGAGUGUUGCUCUGACAAAUGGUGUCUCACGCCGGAUCGAUCGACUUGCUAUACCUGCGGCAAUAGGACAGCUUUACGUUGCAGGUAACGCAACAGAGAUGCCACUCGAGAGCCAGAUGACCCACAGCUCAAUCGGUUCGUUGCUUGGAAGCUCAACCUUGAGGGCAAACGAUGGAAAGCUUCUGUUAUCUCUUGACCAAGCUGCAUUUUUCAGUGUGCAAGAUCAGAUUGCAAAGGACCCCAUUCCGUUGAUGUCUCAAAUAAAGUGGUCUCCCGCGAUCGACUUGACUCCACCUGAGCUUUGGGUUACUAAGCCCCAUGCAGCUGGAGAGGUUCUUGAAAUGUCAAAGGAUGCUGCACGAAUCGCUCUCCUAUACGUCCUCGAGACAGCUGAGAAAAUUGAUUAUUCAACUUCAAACGAGCCGCACAUGAUCCGAUACAGAGACUGGAUAGCUACCACGGCCUCCAGGGUACGAACUGGAUACUACCACAACUGUCCCGAGUGGUUAGAACUGGUAGCGUUGAGUUCUGAGGCUAGACAGUCCAAGAUUCUUGAAAUUUGUGCGACAUGGGACCACAAGGAUGGCUUCUCCGGCUUGUCUGCAGCUUCCCAGGCUGUUUUUGAGAAUUAUUCGGAGUUUGUACCUGGCAAAAGAUCUGCGCUGGAUGUCCUGAUGGAUGAUAACAGGCUGGAGAGGCUGUAUGCAGGUAUCGGCACUACAAAUUUUUGGGAAUACCCUCUGCAACUUCUCGGACAUGCAAACCCACGAAUGCGCAUCCUCGAGAUCGGCGCUGGAACCGGAGCUGCCACAAAACAAGUGUUGCAAAAUCUCAAAACACCCGAGGGUGUACGUUUGUAUUCCAAAUAUGUUUUCACGGAUAUUUCACCGGGCUUCACGGUUGCGGCUCAGGAGAAGUUUAAUGCCGAUCAUCAACUUGAAUUCAUGGUUCUUGACAUCUCUCGCGACCCCGAAGAGCAAGGAUUUGAGCCACAUACAUUUGAUCUUGUUAUUGCCUCAAAUGUUCUUCAUGCGACUCCGGUGCUCAGAGACACUCUCCAGAACGUGAAUAAAUUACUUUCGCCCAAUGGAAAACUGCUUCUGAACGAGCUGAAUCCUGAGAGUUUGAUCAUUGACUAUACCAUGGGUGUUCUCCCCGGAUGGUGGAUUGGUAAAGACGACAAUCGACAUGACAGACCUUAUAUUUCACCCGACAGGUGGGAUUCUGAGCUACGAGCAGCUGGAUUCACAGGAAGCGACGCAUACAGCUACGAUAUCGAGCCACCAUUUCAGUUCAGCUUCAACAUGCUAUCUAGUGUUUCUACACAGUCGAACGCUCAGGGGAUUGUCCUUGUAGGAGACAGCACCAGCUGCUUCUGGGCCAGUGAGGUUGAAGCUAAAUUUCUUGAAGAAGGCUACGACGUAUCCUGGAGUACACUAGACGAAGAACCUCCCCGUGGAAAAGGAAUUGUCUUCAUGCUUGACCUGGACGGCCCCUUUCUGUAUGAUCUCAAGGAGGACGGAUUUUUGCGACUGCAACACUACAUUCUCAAUGCCAAAUGUCGGAGCAUCUGGGUCACUCGUUCCGCACAGUUUAGCUGCAAAGAUCCGCGCUAUGGACUAAUCUUCGGGUUUGCUCGAACGCUCAGAAAGGAGAUCGGCAUCGAUUUGUCCAUUUUCGAGACAGAUGUAUUUGACCGGGCUGCGGCCGCCUCACUAUGCAAAGUCCUCGAAAAAAUUCAUACAUCUCGAACAGCGGAUGACAUGGACCCUGAGUACGAAUUCUCUUAUCAUAACGAGGCCGUUCAUGUUGGGAGAUGCCAAUGGGCUGCUCCCAAUAAGACCCAAGACAGUCUGGUGGAUUCCAGUGAGGACAGGGUGAUAAAGCUUGAUAUCAGCACGUACGGUAUCCUUGAUACUCUGCAGUGGUGUGCUAUCCCAUUGCCUGACCUCCGAGAUGAUGAGAUUGAGAUUGAUGUGCAAUAUAUUGGAUUGAAUUUCAGGGAUAUUCUGAUCGCCAUGGGCCUUGUUGGGAACAAAACCGAAAUUGGCUUAGAGGGGAGUGGGACUAUCCGUCGUGUCGGAUGCAAUGUUACUGAUCUCAAACCCGGGGACAAGGUGAUGGCAUUUUAUCCCGGCAUGCUGCAAUCCCGAAUCACUUCACACCCUGAUCGGUGCUGCAAAAUCCCAGAUGGCCUUUCCCUUGAAGAAGCUGCUACCAUGACAACUGUCUAUCUCACAGCCAUCUACUCGUUGAUCGAACUUGGCUCACUGAAGAAAGGACAGACCGUUCUCAUUCACUCGGCAUGUGGUGGUGUCGGUAUCGCGUCCAUACAGAUAUGCAAGAUGAUAGGUGCAGAGGUAUUUACGACAGUUGGGACGGAAGAAAAAGUUCAAUUCCUGAUGAGCGAGUUUGGCAUCCCCCGAAAUCGAAUCUUCAACUCCAGAAGCAAAGAAUUCUUGACAGAUAUUUUGCGCGAGACAAAUGGUCGCGGAGUCGAUAUUGUCCUCAACUCUCUGGCCGGUGAUCUACUUCAUGCAUCAUGGGAAUGCGUCGCUCCUCGCGGGAAGAUGUUCGAGCUUGGCAAAAGAGAUUUCUUGACAAAUGGGACACUCAGCAUGGCUCCGUUCGGUAAGAACAGGUCAUUUUUCGGGGUCGACCUUCUGUCCCUGGCUCUCGAGUGUCCCGAAGUACUGCAGGAAGUCUUUUCAAAAACUAUGCUAUUGAACCGUGAAGCGAAAGUUCAGCCGAUUCGACCUGUGACUAAAUUUUCAGCCGAUCGAAUUCAGGAAGCCUUCAGAUACAUGCAGCAGGGUGUCCAUAUGGGCAAGGUUUUGAUCGAAAUGCCAAAUUACUCUGACGAUCUAUCCUUCGUGCGCGAUGAGCUCAAGCUUGAGUUCUCAUCGCAGAGGUCUUACCUUUUGGUGGGAGGACUAGGAGGACUCGGACGCGCUAUCUCGACUUGGAUGAUUGAGAAUGGUGCUCGCCAGUUGGUCUAUCUCUCACGCUCCGCUGGAAAUUCUGAAGAAGAUAAAGUGUUCUUGACGGAUCUUGAAAUGCAAGGUUGCGAGGCAAUAUGUGUGUCUGGCGAUGUGUCGCAGCUCGAUGACGUCCAAAGGGCCGUGGCAAAGUGUACGAGGCCACUAGCAGGGGUUAUCCAAAUGUCGAUGAAUCUCAAUGAUCGGACCUUCAGCAAGAUGACCUUUGACGAAUGGGCUCUUUCGCUGUCCCCGAAAGUCGAGGGAACAUUCAAUCUGCAUGACGCUGUUCAGGGAAUCGAUCUGGACUUCUUCGUUGUUCUGAGUUCACUCUGCGGAGCCUGUGGCAAUAUAGGACAAGCCAACUAUGCCGCUGCCAAUACCUUCCUUGACGCAUUCACUGCCUUUCGCCGAGAGCUAGGGUUGCCAUGUUCGGCACUUGCCCUUGGGCCAGUUGAAGAUGUUGGUCUUGUCAGCCGCAACCCUAAAAUCCUUCAAAGUGUUCGAGCAGGUGCUUCACGCCUGCUCAGUGAAGGCGAGGUAAUCGAGGGCAUGGAACUUGCCAUUCGUCAAUCCCGGGCAGAAUUCUCCAGUCCUAUCAUUGUGGGACUGAACAACACAAAGCCCACCUCACACCCCGAUGUACGAACCCCUUGGGGUCGCGACAUACGAUAUGGUCUGUACUACAAUCUCGAAUCGAAGCUCAACACGCGAACGGAAGCUUCGAGCGACCGUUUGAAAGGGCUUCUUCUCAAGAUAGAGCAUGAUCCAUCUCUUCUAGAUGAGGUCGACACUCAGAACUUCAUCCGCAGGGAGCUCGGAAAACUCAUUACUCAACACAUGACGAACGCGGAGGAUUUGGACGAUGAGCAAACUGCCAAGAUUGUCGUUGACUCGCUCAUGUCGAUUGAAAUUCGAGGUUGGGCGCGUCGCAAUUUGGGUUUAGAGAUUAGCUUGGCAGAAAUCACGAAGGCCGGCACUGUAGGCAACCUUGGAACUGUGGUGAUCGAGCAUCUACGUGCCAAGUACUGCGAGUGA
This is a messenger RNA of Penicillium argentinense, 7494 nucleotides long. Its product is annotated as Fum1p. Gene Ontology annotation, molecular function: oxidoreductase activity; fatty acid synthase activity; 3-oxoacyl-[acyl-carrier-protein] synthase activity. Bases 1 to 7494 code for a protein of 2497 amino acids. Gene Ontology annotation, biological process: fatty acid biosynthetic process; secondary metabolite biosynthetic process. The transcript is spliced from 11 exons. The record is from RefSeq and is a predicted model, not a curated record. NCBI's taxonomy places the organism in Eukaryota, Fungi, Ascomycota, Eurotiomycetes, Eurotiales, Aspergillaceae.